This is a messenger RNA of Ostreobium quekettii, 753 nucleotides long. Lineage: Eukaryota; Viridiplantae; Chlorophyta; Ulvophyceae; Bryopsidales; Ostreobiaceae. The record is from the annotation of a GenBank genome assembly.
AUGCUGGAGGAACACCAAUUGAUGGCGCACAUUGCAGUGAUCAUUUUGAUGAAGAAUUGGCAGUACGGAUAUACCAAACGAUGGUCAAGCUACAUACUGUGGACGUACUAUUUUAUGAAGCCCAGCGACAGUACCGUGAACAUGGAGUACUCCUUUGGCGUGGAUUUACAAUUCGUCAGAUGGCUGAUCAGAGUUUCGAUGGUGCUGCAGUGCUAUGGAAACAAAUUGGAGCCUGCCAAGGGACGUCAGAUGCCCAUACAUUAUGGGGCCUCAGACUUGAAUGUCCACACCAUCUCCUCCACUCUUGCUACACAGCUUCCACACGCUGUGGGGGCAGGAUUUGCACUGAAGGCACGCCAACAGCCAAAUGUUGCAGCUGCAUACUUUGGGGACGGUGCCUCCAGCGAAGGAGAUUUCCAUGCAGCAAUGAAUUUUGCUGCAGCCUUGUCCAUUCCAAUGGUUUUCAUUUGUCGGAACAAUGGAUAUGCAAUCAGCACCCCAGUCAAAGAGCAGUACAAAGGCGAUGGUGUGGCUGGCCGAGGGCCUUGUUACGGAAUGGCAACUAUCCGGGUCGAUGGUGGAGACCCACGUGCUGUCUAUUCGGCAACUGCACUUGCAAGGAAGCUUGCCUUGGAGAACAGCUGUCCGGUUCUGAUCGAGUCGAUGGCCUACAGGAGCGGCCACCAUUCUACGUCUGACGACUCGUCCAGGCAAGUUUGUAGCCGCCUUGUGAGCUGCUCAUCAUUGGGAUGA